Messenger RNA from Phycomyces blakesleeanus NRRL 1555(-), 582 nucleotides. RefSeq lists its product as hypothetical. The coding region runs from base 1 to 582 and encodes 193 amino acids. NCBI's taxonomy places the organism in Eukaryota, Fungi, Mucoromycota, Mucoromycetes, Mucorales, Phycomycetaceae. The transcript has 2 exons. The record is from RefSeq and is a predicted model, not a curated record.
AUGAGCGAUCUCAACUGGUGUACCUUUUGUGAUCAUGCUAUCAGCCAAUACUCUGAAUCUCUUUAUUGCAGCGAAAAGUGCCUUCGUGAUGAUGCUCUCCGCAACCAUCCGUUGCUUGGUUACACCUAUCGGGAGUUUGUCGAUUUUCCUCGUCCAUAUUCAAAUAAACGACCAUUACUGUCAACCAAACAACAGUCAAAACAGUCCCAAUCAUCCGUAUAUUCGCCCCCUAUAUCAUCUACUCAUACAUCAUCAGCCUUAUCCGCCAUCACAACCAUAACCACGAAUACUAUCAAAUCUACCGCAAUCAAUACAAGUACCAUAUAUAGUAAUCACUGUAAUCGCAUCAGUACUACCAGCAAUAUCAGCAAGAGCAACAACAGUAUUAGCAGCAGAAUCAGUACCAGCUCAAGUUCCAGUAGCACUACUAGUACUACUAGUACUACUAGUACUACUAGCAGCAGUUCUUCAGUCUCCUUACCUUCAGUACACAACUCUCCCUUUAACAUCCAUCCCACAAACUCGUUCCUACCAAAGAUACCCCUGUCAUUUGUUUCAUUACUGUCAACCCAGAUCUCAUAA